GCAACAACAAUCCCCGUCAAUACAGCUCAAAUCUGUUUAUCGCCGAGUGGAUAUUUUGCUAGCCUGAUAAUUUCUCCUGAACAGUGCCGGAUUUGGGCUAUUAUGGCGUCUUUGGGGGAACCUGUUCGACUGGAAAGAGACAUUUCUCGGGCCAUUGAAUUGCUUGACAAGCUCCAGAGGACAGGGGAAGUGCCACCCCAGAAAUUGCAGGCACUGCAAAGGGUCUUGCAGAGCGAGUUCUGUAAUGCUGUGCGAGAGGUGUAUGAACAUGUGUAUGAGACAGUGGACAUUAACAGUAGCCCAGAAGUCAGGGCAAAUGCCACAGCCAAGGCCACUGUUGCAGCGUUUGCGGCCAGUGAGGGGCACUCACACCCUCGCGUGGUGGAGCUGCCUAAGACAGAGGAAGGACUUGGCUUCAAUAUAAUGGGAGGGAAGGAACAGAACUCUCCUAUUUACAUCUCACGCAUCAUUCCUAGUGGAAUCGCCGACCGCCACGGGGGCCUCAAGAGAGGCGACCAGCUUCUUUCUGUCAAUGGGGUGAGUGUGGAGGGGGAGCACCAUGAGAAAGCUGUGGAGCUUCUCAAAGCUGCCCAGGGCACUGUGAAGCUGGUGGUCAGGUACACUCCUAAAGUCCUUGAGGAAAUGGAGUCCCGCUUUGAGAAGAUGAGGUCUGCAAAGCGCCGGCAACAGAACAGCUAUCCCCAAUAGUGUUUUUUCAUCACUGGCACGCAAUUCCCUCAUCUUUCACCCUCUUCCAGCCAUCUGUCCCAGUCACAAUUUUAACCUUCUUCUUAAACUUAGCACACUAAAUUUUUAGUUUGUAUCCACAUACAGUGGGGCAAAAAAGUAUUUAGUCAGCCACCAAUUGUGCAUGUUCUCCCACUUAAAAAGAUGAGAGAGGCCUGUAAUUUUCAUCAUAGGUACACUUCAACCCUGACAGACCAAAUUAUAAGAAAAAAAAUCCAGAAAAUCACAUUGUAGGAUUUUUUAUGAAUUUAUUUGCAAAUUAUGGUGGAAAAUAAGUAUUUGGUCAAUAACAAAAGUGUAUCUCAAUACUUUGUUAUAUAGCCUUUGUUGGCAAUGACAGAGGUCAAACGUUUUCUGUAAGUCUUCACAAGGUUUUCACACACUGUUGCUGGUAUUUUGGACCAUUCCUCCACGCAGAUCUCCUCUAGAGCAGUGAUGUUUUGGGGCUAUUGCUGGGCAACACGGACUUUGAACUCCCUCCAAAGAUUUUCUAUGGGGUUGAGAUCUGGAGACUGGCUAGGCCACUCCAGGACCUUGAAAUGCUUCUUACGAAGCCACUCCUUCCCUGCCCGGGCGGUGUGUUUGGGAUCAUUGUCAUGCUGAAAGACCCAGCCACGUUUCAUCUUCAAUGCCCUUGCUGAUGGAAGGAGGUUUUCACUCAAAAUCUCACAAUACAUGGCCCCAUUCAUUCUUUCCUUUACACGGAUCAGUCGUCCUGGUCCCUUUGCCCCAAAGCAUGAUGUUUCCACCCCCAUGCUUCACAGUAGGUAUGGUGUUCUUUGGAUGCAACUCAGCAUUCUUUGUCCUCCAAACACGACGAGUUGAGUUUUUACCAAAAAGUUAUAUUUUGGUUUCAUCUGAACAUAUGACAUUCUUCCAAUCUUCUUCUGCAUCAUCCAAAUGCUCUCGAGCAAACUUCAGACGGGCCUGGACAUGUACUGGCUUAAGCAGGGGGACAUGUCUGGCACUGCAGGAUUUGAGUCCCUGGCGGCGUAGUGUGUUGCUGAUGGUAGGCUUUGUUACUUUGGUCCCAGCUCUCUGCAGGUCAUUCACUAGGUCCCCCCAUGUGGUUCUGGGAUUUUUGCUCACCAUUCUUGUGAUCAUUUUGACCCCACAGGGUGAGAUCUUGCAUGGAGCCCCAGAUCGAGGGAGAUUAUCAGUGGUCUUUUAUGUCUUCCAUUUUCUAAUAAUUGCUCCCACAGUUGAUUUCUUCAAACCAAGCUGCUUACCUAUUGCAGAUUCAGUCUUCCCAGCCUGAUGCAGGUCUACAAUUUUGUUUCUGGUGUCCUUUGACAGCUCUUUGGUCCUGGCCAUAGUGGAGUUUGGAGUGUGACUGUUUGAGGUUGUGGACAGGUGUCUUUUAUACUGAUGACAAGUUCAAACAGGUGCCAUUAGUACAGGUAACAGGUGGAGGACAGAGGAGCCUCUUAAAGAAGAAGUUACAGGUCUGUGAGAGCCAGAAAUCUUGCUUGUUUGUAGGUGACCAAAUACUUAUUUUCCACCAUAAUUUGCAAAUAAAUUCAUUAAAAAUCCUACAAUGUGAUUUUCUAGAUUUUUUUUUCUUCUCAUUUUGUCUGUCAUAGUUGAAGUGUACUUAUGAUGAAAAUUACAGGCCUCUCUCAUAUUUUUAAGUGGGAGAACUUGCACAAUUGGUGGCUGACUAAAUACUUUUUUGCCCCACUAUAUAUUAUAUUUCUACCUUUUCUACACCCUACCCCUGCUACUUCUGACACCACGACUCAAGGCAAACACAAGAUUUAUCAUAUUUCUACAAGUAGUUGAUCAUUCACGCUUUACAUGUGCAUUACAUUUUGGGCUGACAUAUUGGAUGCCCUUUGAGGACCUAUGAGACCCACAACAGAGGUUCAUUGAUUGAAGAGAUGGUAUUUUAUUUAUUUUAGUACAGCCUUUAUAAUGUGCCUCAGGGCAAUACAAAUGUAUUUAAACUUGUACUGUCAUACUGUCAUUCAAAUUACCUUCAUUUUCAUUUGGGUUUAAAACUAAGCUCAGAUGAUUUAACACUUCAAUGCCAGUUUACUAAGCAUUUGCAGGAAUGCAAACUUCACACCUGCUAUUUUUGAGAGUGAAAAGAACUGGUAGUGAUAGAAUACAUUUGGGAUAAAAUAGAUAUAGAAUAUAUUCUCUAAGGAAUUGUGUGUAAAUUUUUAUAGACAUUUUGUGUUUACCAGUAUAUGAAGGCUAAAUGGAGACGUUAUGUUUCACCAUGGUCUCUCUUGUUUUUUCCCCUCCUGAAAAUAACACGUGUGAACCUUUUGGUAGAUCUGUGUUUAGUAUUCUAAUCUUAAAUUGUAAAGGAAUUAAAUAAUACAUUCUCUGAA
Molecule: messenger RNA, 3086 nt
Organism: Oncorhynchus masou masou (cherry salmon)
Lineage: Eukaryota; Metazoa; Chordata; Actinopteri; Salmoniformes; Salmonidae
Product: protein lin-7 homolog C-like
Exons: 5
Coding region: 103-708 (201 amino acids)
Biological process (GO): maintenance of epithelial cell apical/basal polarity; protein localization to basolateral plasma membrane; neurotransmitter secretion
Cellular component (GO): basolateral plasma membrane; MPP7-DLG1-LIN7 complex; cell-cell junction
Molecular function (GO): L27 domain binding
Source: RefSeq, a predicted model, not a curated record